UACUGGCGGUCUGUUUGUUUUGCCGGAAAAGGACACGCGAAAAAGGAAGCCGCAGUUGGCGUCGCAGGAUAAGAACGAUUUUUUUUUAACUUGAACACGAUGGACGAGGAUCUGGAAUUCCGAGACAUGGUGCUGAAAAAGCUGGAAGAGAGUGGCUCAUUGUUGAGCAUUAAGGCAAAAUUACGCGCUUUGCUGUACCACAUAAUUGAGAACGAACGCCAGUCGGUGGGUGAUCAGCAAAGUAACGAAAGCGACAUCACCUCCAGCAGUACAUUUGAUAAAGGCACCGAAACACAACUGGACAACAAAGCGCUAGCCUUGGAGUUGGUUCUGGAAAUGCUGACGAGUCUGAAUCUGCAGUACACAAAACAGGUGCUAUGCUCGGAAGCCGGCUACACCCGGACCGGUACAGCCACUCGCGAAUCUCUCUCCCGACAAUUGGGCCUGAAGACGACGACGAAUGAUGCUGUUGGUGGUUCUGCGGAAAAUUCCCACGAUCAGCCUCUUUUGGUGACGCUGAUUGAACGGCUGCGAGGAGAAGCUGCCGAAAACAGUUCCGAAAACGAUAGCAUCACCAACGACCAACCUUCCAUCGAACGGGACUGCACGGGCACGGGCACGAGCACAGGCACGAAAACGGAGCACGCCGACACUGCGAGCAAUCAGGACGGGGAGACCAAUCCGUGAAACCGUACGCGACACU
This is a messenger RNA of Anopheles aquasalis, 703 nucleotides long. RefSeq lists its product as uncharacterized. Lineage: Eukaryota; Metazoa; Arthropoda; Insecta; Diptera; Culicidae. The record is from RefSeq and is a predicted model, not a curated record.